This is a messenger RNA of Venturia canescens, 2276 nucleotides long. RefSeq names its product GATOR complex protein Nprl3 (gene Nprl3). Bases 417 to 2117 code for a protein of 566 amino acids. The transcript has 10 exons. The record is from RefSeq and is a predicted model, not a curated record. Gene Ontology annotation, cellular component: GATOR1 complex. Gene Ontology annotation, biological process: cellular response to amino acid starvation; negative regulation of TORC1 signaling; positive regulation of autophagy. NCBI's taxonomy places the organism in Eukaryota, Metazoa, Arthropoda, Insecta, Hymenoptera, Ichneumonidae.
AUAACCUCCAACUGUCAAUCUACUUUACAAAUUGCUUUUGUCAAAUGACGAUAUUUUGACAAAUACAAAAAAUAUGGCGACGAUUUGCAAUUCUCGAACAUAUGAUCGGUAGCGCAGAACUCAUGCGCAAAGAACGUCCCUGGUAGCAAUUAGCAUCUCUCUAACUCUCUACUAUCAGUCACCCAAGAAUUAUCCAAAGGGUGUACAAAUGUCCGCCCUGCAGGUAUAUCGAAAAAUGAUAACGUUCACAUGCCUGUCGGUAGACGUUAAAGUACGUGUCUUUUGGAUAAUUUGUAUGUAACUUCCUAGAAAUUGCUCCAUGAUUACUUCAAAAAUUAUAAUUGAUUGCCUGAAGAUAGUAAAAAAAACUAGCGGGAUUAAAAAUAAAGAAAGUGUGAAAACUUUUUAAACUAUAGAUGGAAAUUAAUCCUUUGAGUGUAAUUCUCGUUAAGAGUGACAGCAAAGGAGACCGAAUGUUAUUUCGUUAUCCAUUCAGUCCAAACAACGAAAGAGAUUCGAGCCAAUGUACGAAACGGAAAAAUCCGUACUCUAUAACCAUCGCUGAGGAUCUGUUGCAGUCUUUGCCGUUACCAACUUCCAACAUAACUAAUGGCAAUUUGACUGGUUUACCAGACGAAGUUCUGUCAACAUUAUUUGCGGUGAAACUUGAAUUGUGCGAAACAAAAUUCGAGUUGAAAGUAAACAAUGUCAGAUUUGUGGGACAUCCAACUUUGCUUUAUUCGAGGGGCCUCAACGAAGUUAAUUCCAGCAUGCUCUUCAAUGUGGUUUUUGCCCUGCAAGCCCAAGCCGACCAAUCCGUCGUUAAAUGUUACUAUGAUUUGAGCAAACGAUUGGGAAUCGCUUUAAGACACGAAGAAAAGAGAUGUGGAUUUCUCAAGGAUGAAAUCAAAAUGAUGGUAUUGACGCAUGAUGAGGUUGCUACACGAUCCGGAGAAGAGAGUGACUGCGACGAAUCGCCUUACGAAUUGAUACUGCAACGAAGUUUGUUGGCAAAAGAUCUCAAAUCGGCAUUCAACAGUCUUUGCACGUCAGGAGUAAUAAACAUGAUGAUAAACAAAUGGAUACAAGUGAGUUUUUGCUUACCUCAGAAAGUUCAUCAGUCUCACAAAAAAGGUUUCAUUAUGAACCCUGAGAUAAUCGAUAGGUGUUUGAACAGUUUGCGACCUUAUCACGGUUUAUUGCUGCUUAUCGAGCCACUCGAUUUGCUGGAUUCGUUGCCAGCCGACUCGUCGCCGGCUCUCCGAAGGAUGAUACAAAUGUACAAUCCACUCAAAAGUCUCCAAACUCUUGCAGCCGAUUCCGAUCUCUCGUUAUCACAAGUUUUUCAACUAACGGGACAUUUGGUUUACUGGGCAAAAGCGACCAUAAUCUAUCCACUUUGCGAGAGUAACGUUUACGUUGUUUCACCCGAUGCCGUCAUCUCGAACCAACUUCUGGAAUCAUUCUCCGAGCAAUUUCCUGGUCUUUGCCUUUUACAAAUAAUCAGCGAGUUCUCUUUGCCCACUUCCAUCAGCCAAAAGCUGAAUCCCUUGAGCCAACCCCAACAACAAUCGCAGCUCGUUAAAAUUAUUAUUUGGCUACUGAAAAAUCAUUUGUUGCUGCAGUUACACACUUACGUACAAUACAUGCCGACAGUCAAUGGCCGCAAUCCGUUGGAAACUAUGAGUCAGGAUGGCUCGAGUCCGACCGGUGUAACGGAGAACGAUAACAGCUGGAGUUUGAACAACACACCGAAAGGAACACCGAGCGAAUCGAAGGAGGAUAACGCGCUCGCGAUACGAAAGGACGACGGACUGUUCGAAUACACGUCAGAUAACUUCCCGAUGGCUUCCGACGACAUAAUGUUGCUCGACAGGCUGUGUAGAUUAUCCAAUAGCAUUCGAAGUUCCAUUCGACGAUUUAGAAGAGACCGGGCCGAAGAAGCCGUUGCCACCGAAACUGCAACGCCUUCAAGAGCAACAGAGCCCAGAGCCCGAAGAAACGAUGGAAAAGCUGCAAAAACGUUUAGCGGAUGCCGAUCACAGGAGGCAGCAGAUUUUAAUAUCGAGGGUGAACUCGGCCCAACAGUUCCAAUUGAAGAAUCGUACAGCAAGUAGCAAUUAACGUCCACCGUUAAAAUUCAACGAAGUUAUGAGGAAGUGUGAUUUAGAAGAAUCUUUAUAAAAAUUUAAUAUUAGAAUAAAUUCAUAUAAAUAAUGAUAAUAACGAUCAAACUUAUCUGAAUAAAACGCACACGUUGUUGUUUAAUUUUAUAA